Molecule: messenger RNA, 3747 nt
Organism: Haliotis rubra (blacklip abalone)
Lineage: Eukaryota; Metazoa; Mollusca; Gastropoda; Lepetellida; Haliotidae
Exons: 8
Coding region: 103-2832 (909 amino acids)
Source: RefSeq, a predicted model, not a curated record
ACCCGCGUUAGAACAUGGAGAUCGGUUCUUCCAGCUCUACCACUUCGGAUCGAGAUUGAGCCUCCUCCAGAGCCACCUGUAUGUCGGAAACUGGAACAGUCCAUGGAGAGGAUGGUUUACAAGGGCUUCAGUUUGGUGGUUCUUUUGACGGUGCUGCAGACCGGCAAGGGUGAAGACUACUUGGUGGCAGUGGCAUAUAGAGGAAACGACUCGUACAUCAGCUACAGAGCAGGAGAAACUGGGGGCCUUGUGGAGAUCAAGUAUCCACACUUCGCUUAUAGAACAUCACGUCAAUUAGGUCCUUUCUUGAAUGGAUCACACCUGAUAGGUGAUAAAAUGCAAAUCACGAGUGCUGUAGAAAAUGCAGUUAUCGUUGUUAGCGCAAGUGACGAAGAGAUAGACAUUGUAGUAGAUGCUGACGGUGUAUUUGUUCCACUUCCAGUAUCUGCCCUUGGGACGAAGUACAUUUUACCUUCAGGUCUCGCCCCAGUCAGUGGUUAUCGAUCCCUGUUACUAAUAGCUACACACAAGAUGAGCACUACUGUUGAUAUAUUCUUUCGAAUGAACAGAGGAAGUAUUGACUUUACCAAUCACCGUUACAGUGACGGCGAUGUAUUAUCCCUUAAACUCAAUCCGUAUCAAACUUUGAGGAUGUCCACUCCAUAUGAUCUGAAUGGAACGGUGAUUAACAGCGAACACAGCGUAGCUGUCUAUAGUGGUAUUGAAUAUGCCUCUGACUACACGGUGUAUGACCAACUACUGCCCAUCAAGCACUACGGACAGGAGUAUGUUGUUGCUGUAGAUGACACCAAACUGGAGCUGCAGAUCAUCAGUGAACACAGCCACGUGCAGAUCACCUUCAGUUCUGGAGCCACAGUCUCUACUGGCGAUCGUCGUGUCUAUAACCGCUCACUUGAACGGGGAGAGAGUCUUCACUUCACCGCCACAAGCCCGAUACUGGUGACACUCAGUCGAGCAGAUGGUUACAGUAGUUCCUUCACAACUGUACCACCUGUACACUCGUACGUCACACACAGAUCACUCUGGUUAUAUCGUAACGGUCUAAGACUAAACCUGAAGAUACUAACUGACACUAGAGCGACCGUGAACGAUCGUCUGACAUGGAGAGGUAUAGCGGGCAGCAAUUACAAAGUUGGCACACUGGUACAGUCACAGUCACGACAUUCAUUUACAUUCAUAUCCAGCGACUUCCCCUUCACUGUUCUGUCCUUCUAUAACGGAUCGGUCUAUAACAGCGGCUACAAAGUGUCUGUAGAUGAACCAGUACAUUAUACAGGUCCAACGUACUUGGUGGCACUGGCUAAGGGCAAACACGGAUUAAAUCCUCUGAUACUCGCCAGUGCUUGGGAGAAUGGAGGUCAAUGGCGGAUACAGGAUCCAAACUCUAGGUUCCGGGUCUGGUCCCGGUGCUUUAAUCCAUACAACACAGACUACUUUUACCCCAUUGUCCAAGCUUACGCAGUAAUUCUUGUGCUUGUGUUGGUCAGAGAUGAUGCUGUUCAGAUCAAAGGUAACCUGGACUUUUACGCCUGGUUCUCUCCCCUUCCUGUGACGGCACUAGGCACGAAAUACAUCAUGUCUUCCUGUCGCACACCGAAUUACAUGUCCGUCUUGCUGAUAGCCACACACAGCAAAUGGGCGGGUAUUGACAUCAUCUUUAGACUGGAAGGCUACGUUGCCUAUAAAGGCAGGGAGUACACCAACGGGGACACUCUCAGAAUCACCUUAUAUAGCUAUCAGACUUUCUCCUUAAACAGUAAAUCUGAUAUGACAGGAACCAUCGUUAUGUCAACGGAGACACUAGCGGUCUAUAGUGGAACAUACACUGAGAGGUAUGACGUAUUUAAUACUUUCGAGCAAUUACUGCCUGUGAAACAUUAUGGAAAUGAAUAUAUUUUCUCUAUCCAUGAUUAUGACUCUCGAAGAUACUCAAGGACCUCUUCUUACCAACUUCAAGUUGUUACUGACCACAGUGACACCAGCAUCAUGUUUGAUGACGGUGAUAUCAUAUCAGUGGGUGAAGUUGGAGUGUAUCGCAAAGAAUAUGGACAUUUGGAAUCGUUCUACUUCAACACCACAAGACCAGCCAUGGCCACAUUGUGUGCUAAUAAACGCCUUGGCAGUGCUGCUGGGUUAGUUGUAGUGCCCCCUGUAAGCCUCUACUCCAAGUUAACAACGCAAGAAGCCCCAGGUACCAUGCAGAUUUUGACAGACCAAGAAAACAACAAUGUGGACGUUCAACAAAUCCAUGACACUGGCUCUACAGUUUUCAUCCCUCCGGUGACAUGGAAGAAUCUGUCAGGUACAAGAUACAAAGUGGGAACAUUGAGAGGUAGUAGUUACACAACAACAACCAUCCGUUCUAAUUCUACCUUUGCUGUCCUUGGAUACUAUUACAAGACCAUAUACAACGGAGGGUACAGUUUUAGGACAUAUCGAGAUACAGAAAACUCUGCACCAGAUGAAAUUGGCAACUUAAAUACCAGUGGAAUGUUUCAAGACAAGCUUUACCGAAUCAUUCCAGAGAACUCUGCACCAGAUGGAAAUGGAAGCAACUUAAAUACCAGUGGAAUGUUUCAAGCUGACAGUCCAAACAACGCUGCAGUGAUUGUGGGUGUAGUCUGUGGGAUUGUCAUUGUGGCUCUCCUGGUCGCCUUUGCGGCAUAUGUGUUCUACACGCGGAGGAAGAUGAAGCCAGUUGCAGAACAAGGAGCUGAUGCUCCUUCAAUCUCCAGGAACAUCUACGCGGAGCCUGAUAUUGUCGCUGGAGGUGCAGCAGGUGAAGACACGUGCAUGGAGACUUACAUUUAACUCCACACCUUGCGACAUCAACAUCAACGACAUUACUGCCAAUAUGUCAAUUUCGAAUGUUAAUCAAAUUAAGCAUGAAUCGGAAGUUUUAAGAAAACAUUGAGACAUUAUCGUGUCGUAUUGUAAAAAUCGUCAUAUUCCAACACUUUGAAAAUUCAUGUUGUACUGAUUUGCCGGCGUGGUUAUGGUUCAUUUCACCCAAACUACUUUAAAUAACCAGCACGUGAACAUCCAAAGGAUAUGUGCAACUGCUAUAUAUAUCAGAAUACAAACAGAUUUGAUUCAUCACAUGCACAUCCAAAUGACUGUCGUAUAUCGAUGUUGAAACUAGAGAUUUACUAAAUAGAAUCUGCUACAGUUUGAGCAAAACAUAAAGCAUUGCACAGAAUAUUAGAAUGGCUUUCUUCACUUACAUAUCUGUUAUAUAUGAAUUUGUUUAGACUAAAAAAACAUCGUUGUUUUCUGAAAAGCCUAAAGAACAGGAAGAAUCAUUUACCAUGCCCCUUCUCUGUAUAUCUUUUUCAGGUGUGGUAGUAUAUAUAGACACGGGAGUACAAUUCAUUCCAUAGAUUGUACUCGUGUGUCAGGGCGUUUGUAUCCUUAUUACAAAUACAUGUGGUGGGUGCUACCAUUGGGGAAACAUGCAUACCUUUCGGUGUCAUUGCUUAUUUUUAGUGAUCCUGCUAUUUUGCACGUUCACACUGGAAUCCAUAACUUCAGAUAACCUAGACUGGUUCAAGUCUGAAUUUGACGUUGUGUAUCUAUCUAUGUGAAUGAAUCGGGAAAGACGAGAGUAUGUGAGUAGAGAUUUAACUCAUUUGUGUUCUAUUUCUUGUGAACUUUAUUUGUCGUUUUAUUUUUGUUACAAAUAUAUUGUUUAUUGUUCCGUUUAUUAAGUACACAGAUGCAUAUGUG